This is a messenger RNA of Oncorhynchus tshawytscha (Chinook salmon), 2329 nucleotides long. It is a transcript of the gene otol1a, whose product is annotated as otolin 1a. The transcript is spliced from 4 exons. The record is from RefSeq and is a predicted model, not a curated record. Gene Ontology annotation, molecular function: protein binding. NCBI's taxonomy places the organism in Eukaryota, Metazoa, Chordata, Actinopteri, Salmoniformes, Salmonidae. The coding region runs from base 521 to 2050 and encodes 509 amino acids.
GCGUGUGUGUCUGCGUGUGUGUUCGUGCGCAUGCACGUCUGUUUGUGGCAGCCAUAUAGAACAUCAUAUCACACAUCACAAAGACCCAAGGUGAAAGGAAAGAAAGUCCUGUGUUGUAGUAUGUUAUUCUAGCACUUCAUGACCAUAUCCCUCAGGUUCUCACCUUGUGUCCGUGCCAACCCACCUUUCCUCCAAAUCCCAGUGUAUCCCUUGGUCUCCUCUCAUUGGUCAAGCUACGGAGGCAAGAGGCUAGCAGACACAAUAAAAGGGAAGAGUUUUGUUGUUGAAAUCACCAAAUGCAGGGAAUGGAGUGAACAGCAAACCAUUUAAUUUAAAGGUAAGCACAGAGUGCUUCAUUUGAGGUCACUUUGUAUGUGAGGUAACUUUUUUGUUUAGGCCAGUCCUCAGAAUUGUUCAUGAACUUAUAGCUACUUGUUACUAAAUGUGAUUUACUACCUUCAUCUAUGUUUAUUCUCUCUCUCUCCACUUCUCAGAUCAAUGCGCACACAAAGCCGCUGACAUGCCCUCUCUUCGUUUGCUCGCCAUUCUCACAACCCUGCUAGCGGUAGUCUUGAUGGCGACCCAGUCGUCCGCAACCAGAACAACCCGCAGACCAAAGCCUCAGAAUACCAAGAAGCCCCCUCGCGGAGGUGGUACCGGAGGAGGGGGAGGAGGUGGCGACCAGCCGGCCCGUCUGGGCUUCAGGCAGACCACCACCACCAUGGCCCCCUCCAGUAGCCUGGGCACCGACGAGACCACAGAGGAUACCAUGACGGACGCCUACUCCCUGUCCCCCACUGACAGCACCACCUACGCAGGCGACGCCUACCCCACAGAGUUCCACACAGACUCCAUGGGGCUCCCUGGAGCCGGCAUGGGAAACUACACCCUGGACUACAGCCACUGCUACUUAAACGUCUGCGAGUGCUGCCCGCCUGAAAAUGGCCCCGUGGGGCCCCCAGGGGAGAGGGGGCCCCCAGGGCCUGGAGCGGAGAGGGGUCUUCCAGGUGUACCUGGAGAGAAAGGUGAUGUGGGACUCAUGGGACCUCCUGGACUGGAUGGUAUGCCUGGAGCUACUGGACUUGAAGGAGAUAAAGGUGACAAAGGCGAUCAAGGAGACACGGGGAUGCCUGGUGCUCCAGGGAUACUUGGGAAAGAGGGACCGAAAGGUGACUUGGGCCCCAAAGGAGAAAAAGGAGAAACAGGCCUCCCUGGCUUGAAAGGAGACCUGGGAGAAAGGGGAAAGCCUGGGUGGAAUGGGACCCAGGGCGAGAAGGGUGACCUGGGUAAAAUAGGCCCUGCAGGUCCCUCCGGGCUGACUGGCCCAAUGGGACAGAAUGGCCAAAAGGGAGAAAUGGGGGAGUGUCCAACUGGCGAGAAGGGAAAGAAAGGGGAGGCGGGCUUGCCUGGCCCCCCUGGGCCGAGGGGGUUGGUGGGACCCCCGGGAGUAAAUGGAACCAAUGGUCUACCAGGGCCUGUAGGUCUGAGGGGUCAGCUAGGCUCCCCAGGAGGGAAAGGGGAGGCAGGGGGGCGGGGGCCCCCAGGCUUGAGGGGCAUGCCUGGGCCUAAAGGAGAGAAAGGCCCCAAGGGCCCACGAGGUGUGCGGGGUCCCAAGGGCCCGCAGGGGGAGACCGCAGAGCAGAUACGAUCUGCCUUCAGCGUGGGCCUCUUCCCCAGCAAGUCCUUCCCCCCUCCAGGCCUUCCCGUCAAGUUCGACAAGGUCCUCUACAACGAAGAGGAACACUGGGACCCAAUGCUCAGCAAGUUCAAUUGCACCCACCCUGGGGUCUACGUGUUCUCCUACCACAUCACCGUGCGCAACCGGCCCCUGCGUGCCGCACUGGUGAUUAACGGCGUGAAGAAGCUGCGGACGCGUGACUCCUUGUACGGUCAGGACAUCGACCAGGCGUCCAACCUGGCUCUGCUGCGUCUGGCAUCAGGGGACCAGGUAUGGCUGGAGACGCUGAGGGACUGGAACGGAGUCUACUCCAGCAGCGAAGACGACAGCACCUUCACCGGCUUUCUGCUCUAUGCCGACCCCAAGGCCUGACCUACGACCUCGCCUGUGAACCCGGCUUGACCUCUUCAUCCCCUCCAAACGCUUUGCACCACUCGGCUAAAUCAUCUCUGUCAAUAUUGCUAUUGCUACUGCUGCUAACUAUGCUUCUGCCUAUUGCUAUCACAACAAUCUGACCAAAUGCUUGCUGUAAUUUGGAUGGGAAAGGCUGUAACACUUUAUACAACGCUUACGCGCUCUGACAAUGCAAUAAAACACUGCUAAUGCUUUAAAUGAAUAUUGUGUGUGUUUAUAGAUUUGAACAUAUCUAGA